AUGUUUGUAAGAAGGUCUCAGCUCUUUGUAGCUCUAACUGCUGCUUUUCUUUUACUUCUGAUAUGCCUCCAAGUCCAAACUUGCAGUGCAAAAACAAAUGAUCACCUUUGUCCUCCUUCUUCCUGUGGCAAUCUCCGUAACAUUAGAUUGUACUUUCUUGCAGGAAAAGACCAUGUUCAGUUCAUCAACUACAAUAACUACACAAUUAGAGUUGCUGAUGCUAACAUCAACAAGGAUGACUGCUCCUCCCCUCCUCAAUAUCCUUUGGUUCAAGCCAACUACAGCUAUUAUGAUGAUCAAUACGACACACAUCCAGAACAUUGGUCCUAUGAGAAUGAAACCAAGAAGCUAAUGGUGUUAAUGAAGUGUGAAAAUCCAGUGAGUUCUCCUCUUUAUGUGAAGGCUGCUCCUUGA
This is a messenger RNA of Dovyalis caffra, 414 nucleotides long. The record is from the annotation of a GenBank genome assembly. Lineage: Eukaryota; Viridiplantae; Streptophyta; Magnoliopsida; Malpighiales; Salicaceae.